Molecule: messenger RNA, 3003 nt
Organism: Monopterus albus (swamp eel)
Lineage: Eukaryota; Metazoa; Chordata; Actinopteri; Synbranchiformes; Synbranchidae
Product: ras-related protein Rab-40C-like
Exons: 7
Coding region: 332-1207 (291 amino acids)
Biological process (GO): intracellular signal transduction
Molecular function (GO): GTPase activity; GTP binding
Source: RefSeq, a predicted model, not a curated record
UUCGUGCUUUAAUGCAAGCGUUUUCAAACGCAGUAUUUGACUUCUAUGAAAGAAAAUACGCUGGCGAGUUUGUGGUUGGUUUUGCAUAGGUGCGGCCGGUUUGUUUGCCCGGCUCCAUUAAAGUGUUGCACAAAGCAAUUUAGUCGUUUCUGGAAGAACCAUCCGGGCAGUAGGGACUCUCCUGUGUUGUAAUCGUUUGUGUUUUCUGGCUAGCUAACAAGCAGUUAACAUUAACAGCUACGGUUGUUUUGAUUAUGUCAGUAUUAACGUUCUGGCUCAGCUCUCCAGAGACGUGUGGCGAGCUUAUAAAGCUCUCAGCGAGCCGGACCCAAUGCGUGGAAUGAUGGGGUCCCAGAGUAGUCCUGUCAAGAGUUACGAUUAUCUCCUGAAAUUUCUUUUGGUGGGAGACAGCGACGUCGGAAAGGGAGAAAUCUUGGACAGUUUACAAGACGGAUCAGUGGAGUCCCCCUAUGCCUACAGCAGUGGGAUUGAUUACAAAACCACCACAAUUCUGCUGGAUGGGAGAAGAGUGAAAUUGGAGUUAUGGGACACAUCAGGGCAAGGCCGAUUCUGCACCAUCUUCAGGUCUUACUCUCGUGGAGCACAGGGCAUCCUGCUUGUAUACGACAUUACUAAUGGCUGGUCAUUUGAUGGCAUUGACCGCUGGAUCCGGGAAAUUGAUGAGCAUGCCCCAGGUGUGCCCAGGAUCCUGGUAGGAAAUCGGCUUCACUUGGCUUUCAAGCGGCAGGUGCCAACGGAGGUGGCAAGAGCUUAUGCAGAAAAGAACAGCAUGACUUUCUUUGAGGUCAGUCCGCUCUGCAACUUCAAUGUCAUCGAAUCCUUCACAGAGCUUUCUCGCAUUGUGCUGAUGAGGCACGGGAUGGAGAAGUUUUGGAGGCCCAACAGAGUCUUCAGCCUCCAAGAUCUGUGUUGCCGUUCGAUUGUCUCCUGCACACCGGUGCACCUCAUUGACAAACUGCCCCUCCCUGUGGCUAUUAAGUCCCACCUCAAGUCUUUCUCCAUGGCUAACGGAAUGAAUGCAGUCAUGAUGCAUGGACGCUCCUACUCAGUGGCCAACAACGCAGCUUCAGGUGGUGGCAGCGGCGGAAGCAAAGCCAACAGUCUCAAACGCUCAAAGUCCUUCAGGCCUCCACAGAGUCCUCCAAAGAACUCGUCCUCGUCCAAGGGGAACUGUAAGAUUUCAUAGUGAAGGGGCAGCAUUCAAGGUGUUGUUGCUCCAAGAGAUCAUGAGGCCAGAGAAGAACACAGAGAAGAACACAGAGAACUGCCAGCAGUCUUUAUCACAAACUGAUACAGCUGUGAACUCGACCUUUGGGAGCUGACUUGGAUGGUUGUAUCAGUGUCUGUUCUCUUUGCGCUUGUGGGUGCCAUCUUGUGGAUGUACGUUUACCUGUACUCUUUACUACAGAAGCUCACUGUGAUUAAGUAGAACAAGAUUUUCCUGGGACCAACAGAUGUGAAUCAAAGAUUACCACUCAUCUAUUAACGCUACAAAUGAGUGCAGGGACGCUAGCUAGUUUUAUUUGGAAACUAAUUGUUUAUUGGUAUUUAAAGUUGGAUUUGAAGUUGUAAAUAUACUGUAUGUUGUUUUGGUCUUUGUCAGGUAAUUGUUCUUGGGGAUGAACUUCUUACACUUGUCUUGAAUGUUUUGGAAGACCUGCUUUGACGUACAGCUUAUUUGUAUCUUACACCCUUUAUCUGCUGUAGAAAAUUCCCUUGGAAAACUCAAGGGUGCUGUGCUACUUAUUUCAAACUCAGACUGGUUAUGUUUUGGAUAAAACCGGUUUAAAUUCAGUGUCACAUGCACACAGGGCUAGUUUCCCUAAACUAGUGCUAGACUUAAAAAACAAAAACUUUACGAGCAUUAUCAGUUGAAAAACAUUCUUAGUCUAGUGCUACUUAAUCUGUGAAAAUGUCUAGAAAAGUCAAGACGGCUCAUCUUGUUUGCAGGAUGUCCUGUGGUGCCCCUAAAUUUCUGUCCAAAUGAAUUCCUCCUCCUCCUCCAUCAGUCAUUCUCCAAAGUCAUUCAGGCAUUUGUUGACUUUCCUAGGCCUUUUGUGCCUCUAAAUCAAAUGUUUUAAUUUGUGUCAUCACUUUAACUGGUGUAAACAGUUAAUAGCAUGCUUGUUUUGAAUCGUAACUUCCAGGGCAUUUAAAAGAUUGCUUGGUGUUGAUGAGGAAACCUUGUACAAACGUGCAUGUGCAGAUUGUUUGCUCAGUCAUGGUGUUUUGCCUUCAGCAACUGGGUCUUGGUUGCUAACAGGAAAUGUGUGAACUCACCGGACAUCAUAGAGAGGAACAUUUUAAUUUGAUUGCUAUUUGGAUAUUUUAUGUACACGUGAUAUACUGUAUUUAUGAAUGUAAACCAUUUACCAUGUAAACCAAUAUUCAUCUGUGGCCACAUGUGGUAAUAGACUGAGGUGGAAAGUCAUUGGGUAUAUCAGCUUUUUUAUUUUUUUUAUUUUUACAUUUUGCUGCCCUGCUUGUCUGAGUAUUUGUAAUUUUUGCUGCUCAUUCAUUUUUAUGAUGCACCCUUCUUAAAAAUGUGUGUAUAAUAGGAGGGACCACAAUAGCCAUGGUUUACAAAUUUAUUAGACAACAAGAACAAUGUAAUGACAUAUGAACUUACAGCCUUCAGACAGGACACACGUUUUUGUUUUUAAAAUCAGAAGUGGUUUCUUUUAUUAAAUGAAGAAUCUACACAAAUGUGUUAAUUUUGACCAAUUCUUAUUAAUUAAUGUGUGCUGUAUUUCCACAGAAACAUUCCCAGGGUCAGUGUGGGCAUAGAAAUGGUGCACAUUGCUUACUGGCGCCUCUUUUAUGUGGCGUUUUGGUGUGAGGCCAAAAGCACUAUAUGUAAACGUUUAAUAUCCAUGGUUGCUAUCACAGCUGUGUUUCUAAAGGUUUGGAUACGGGAUUCAUUAUCAUUUUGUCUCAAUUGAAAACGGUCACCCAUCAAAAUAAAGAAUUCAUCUACAAGGU